ACGCUUCCCAUGUGUUUAUUGAUAAAGAGUCUUUGUUUCGCCGAAAGGUUAACAGGAGAGUAACACUACUCCUCUCUAUCUCUCUCUACUUUCUCUCUCUCACAUAUACAUUUUCAAUUUACACGCACACUUGGCCUCAACCAAUCGUGUUUCACCACCGUCUCUUUCAAUUCCUAAUCUUUCUCAUUUCGUCUCAGAAUUUUCUUCGUCUGUUCAAACGACGUCGCUUAAGUCAAUGAUCACCUCCUCCAUUUUCUCGAUUCGCUACGCAAUUCGGUAGUCUAGGGUUUUGAAUACGAUUCUUUCGGAGCUCAAAAAUUCUCCAUGGAUGGUGGUAAUUCCAGCUCGGAGUUGUACCGACCAUGUGUACAACAAGCACAUAGUCUAAGUUUCGAUGGAAGUACCGUAACAUCCAUGGGGUUACAAGGUUCGGAACAGUAUAGUUCCGUGCAGUAUAUGGGCGAUUUUCACCUGGUCGGAGUUCCGGCGGCGGUCACCGUAGGUUCUCCGACUACGGUAGCUGUAGAUGGCAGGACUUCAGUUGCAAACGUGAUCGGCGACGGCGUCGAGAAGCGGAAGCGAGGGCGGCCACCUCGUAACCACACGACGGUGGCAAAACCUCCGCCGCCAAAGAAACCGCGAGAAGAGGACGAAGAUGUUUGCUUCAUAUGUUUCGAUGGUGGUUCUCUUGUACUUUGCGAUCGCAAGGGGUGUCCGAAGGCAUAUCAUCCAGCUUGUAUUAAGCGGGAUGAGGCAUUUUUUCGCUCCAAGGCAAAAUGGAACUGCGGUUGGCAUAUUUGUAGUGUGUGCCAAAAAGCUUCCCACUACCUGUGCUAUACUUGUACAUAUUCAUUGUGCAAGGCAUGUACAAAAAAUGCUGAUUACUUGUGUGUUCGGGGAAACAAGGGUUUUUGCUCGACGUGCAUGAGAACUAUCAUGCUUAUUGAGAACAAAGACCAAGCAAAUAAGGAAAUGGUUCAGGUAGAUUUUGAUGACAAAAGCAGCUGGGAAUAUCUCUUUAAGGUGUAUUGGGUAAUCCUAAAGGAAAAACUAUCAUUAACACUGGAUGAACUUCUUCAAGCUAAAAAUCCAUGGAAAGAAUCAGAUGCAGUUCAUGGUAAGCGGCAGCUAAUGCCUUGUGGUCAUUAUGUUGCAAAUGAUGGCAAAAGUAUUGCAGGCAAGUCAUUUGACUAUAUAGAGCAGAAGAAACCCAUAGAACCGUUAGAACUAUCUAAAAAGGAUCCUCCAACCGCUGAAAUCCGAGCAGUUUCAGACUCUGGUAACACGAGCAUUCUCAGUUCUACUCCUCUGUUAGAGCUAACCAAGCCUGUUCAAGAGCUAAAGGUUCAGAAUGAAGAUUGUUUGAGGUCAAAACGGGAAAGCACUGUUGCGGAGACAUCACUGAACGGAUGCAUGGAGUGGGCGUCAAAGGAGCUUUUGGAUUUUGUUGCACAUAUGAAGGAUGGUGAUACCUGUGCUAUAUCUCAGUUUGAUGUCCAGGCACUUUUGCUCGACUAUAUUAAGAGAAAUAAUCUUCGAGAUCCUCGAAGGAAGAGCCAAAUAAUUUGUGAUUUGAGGCUCAAAAGCCUUUUCGGAAAGCCACGCGUUGGCCACAUAGAAAUGCUGAAGCUUCUCGAGUUUCACUUUUUGAUAAAGGAGGAGUCAAAGAAGAGUGCUUUUAUACCAGCUGGAAUUGUUGGAACAAUGACUAGCCACGUGGAACCUGAUGAUAGUAAUGAUAUUCCUUCAUCUAAAAAACGUAGAACUCGUAAAAAUGGUGAAGUAAAAAUGACCCAGAUUAAUCUGGAUGAAUAUGCUGCAAUUGAUGCUCACAAUAUAAACUUCAUAUAUUUGAGGCGUGAUUUGAUGGAAACUCUUGCUGAAGAUGUGGAAAAGUUCCAUGACAGAGUUAUUGGGUCAGUUGUCCGCAUAAGAAUACCUGGCAACGAUCAGAAGCAGGAAAUCUACAGGCUUGUCCAUGUUGUAGGUACAAGUAAGUCAUCUGAACCAUAUAAGAUUAGAGACAAGACAGUUGAUGUAUUACUUGAAGUAUUGAACUUAGACAAGAAAGAAGCCUUAUCCAUUGAUUCUAUUUCAAAUCAAGAUUUCUGUGAGGAUGAAUGCAGAAGACUGCGUCAGAGUAUAAAAUGUGGGCUUGUGAAACGGCUUACUGUAGGUGAGAUACAGAAGAAAGCUAUGGAACUCCGGGCAGUAAAACUCAAUGAUUCCCUGGAAGCAGAGAUAUUGCGCCUCAAUCAUCUUCGUGAUAGAGCAAGUGAGAAGGGGCACAAGAAAGAGCUCAGAGAAUGUAUAGAGAAGUUAGAGCUUCUGAAGACACCUGAGGAGCGCCAGCGGAGGCUACUGGAAAUUCCAGAAGUGCAUGCUGAUCCAAUGAUGGACCCAGAUUAUGAAUCCGAAGGAGAUGAUGGAGGAUCCAAUUACAAGAGAAAAGUUGAAUAUCUGGCACCAAGAUGCACUAGAAUUAGUAGAAGGGAUGAAAAACUUAUGUCUUCAGGAAGUCUAGCUAAAGAAGAGGGAUCUGUCAUGGCUCGAUGUAGAAUGAGUGAGAAAAGAGAAGCUUGUGGAUCUAAUAUCUUGGACAAGCUAGGAAAUCGACUUACUGCUGAACAGGCUGUCGAUAGGUCUGGAUCUGAAACUUCAAUUGCUAGUCUCUCUCCGGUGAACUCAUCAUCCGCUAACAGUAUUGAAACUGACAAACUGUGGCAUUACCGAGACCCUGCUGGUAGAAUACAAGGACCAUUUUCCGUUAUGCAGUUGAGGAAAUGGAAUACAUCAGGGCUUUUUCCUCCUGAAAUGAGGAUAUGGACAAAUCAUGAGCAUGAUGACUCGAUACUUUUAACGAAUGCGUUAAAGGGGCUUUUCCAUAAAGAACCUCAAGUGCAUGGUAAGACAUCAAGCCAGUCAUGGGAACCAGUUGCCUCGGAUAGUAGAGCUAGUGUUAGGUGGUCUGAGACUGCUACUGGCUCAGGGGGAGAAUGUGGAAAAAGAGAGGCACCUGGGCACCCCCACAAAGCAAAUUAUCAUUCAAACGGUAACACAGAGUUUACGAGGAUGAAUGGGUUAUCCCCUUCUUUUCCACAAUGCUUGGAUUCAUUGAAGGGAAAUAGUUCUUGUUCUGACAAACCCCAAUUGCCGAGCCCUGUCCCUUCAUCUAGUCAGCGGGAGGUGAUUUUAGCUCUUCCACGUCAGGAAAGAGGAAAUGCAAAUGAUAAUUGUCGUCCUGCUACAGAUCAUGGAACUCAGAAUUCACGUGGAAGCGCAAUGUGCCAGAUAAAUGAUGGCUGUGGUCAUAAUACACAGUCUAACAGCCGGAAUUUAGGCUCGUCUUUGGGGCAGAACCCGGGAUCCUUUACCAGUAAUAGAUAUACAAUUAACCUGGAUUCUGGAUCUAGAUUUGCUUCAGCUACCAAAUCAAGUGAUUCAUUUGAACAGAAAGGAAACAUGAGUCUUCCAAACUUACCUAGUCCUACUCCAGAGACAAGCUAUGGUGAACUUGAAGCUCAGGCCGCUGAGAAACUGCUUUUGUUGAGUUCUGUUAUUCCUGUUUGUGGUUCAGAUAAUCAUGAUUUGCCAAGUCCGACCCCUAUUUCAGACCGUGAAACUCAAGGUGGGCAUGCAGCUGAAAAUAAAGAAUCUGUUCCGUCAAGUCUUCCUGUUCAGGAAUCAGGCCAUAAGUGGAGCAGUGCCUCUAGUCCAGUGGUUGGUGGAGUCCAACUUCGCGAAAUAGCUGAUGGAUGUGGUAGAAGUUCACCAGCUGCAAAACCAUCUACUGAAGAAUGGGAUUCUGGUAUCGUGUCUGCUAGCGUCUCUGCUUCCUCACUGAAACCGGCUGAAGCAGUAGGUAAUCAUGUUGCCUCACCUACUUCAAAUGCGGACCAACUUACUGCAAAACCAUCUACUGAAGAAUGGGAUUCUGGUAUCGUUUCUUCUUCGUCACUGAAACCGGCUGAAGCAGUAGGUAAUCAUGUUGCCUCACCUACUUCAAAUGCGGACCAACUUACUGCAAAACCAUCUACUGAAGAAUGGGAUUCUGGUCUUGUCUCCGUUUCCUCAGCAAAACCAGCUGAAGCAGUGGGUGAUCAUGUUGCAACGCCUACUUCAAAUGCCGGCCAACUUAAUCAUACUUCCCCAUCUCAUACAGUGUCAAACUUUUUUGGCGAGCCUAUAGAGUUCAGCACUUUGGCUGAGGAAUCAGUGUCAGACCUGUUGGCUGAAGUUGACGCCAUGGAGUCUCAAAAUCAAAAUAAUAUGGGUUCCCCUACUUCUGCCAUGAGGUGCGGUGAGGAGAUGAUACCUGGUUGCAGAAAUGACUGUUUUAGCCCGAUUGAGGAGCUGAGUCCUACCCACGAUCCUGUAAGAAGUGAUGCCUUGAGCUCCACCGGAGAUCUACAAUUACCUUGUCAAUCUACUGUGACGGAUGAAACAGUUGGGGCAUCUCGAGCUGAUGCAUUUGAUCCAUUAAGGAGGUCUGGUGGAAAUUCAUCUACGAGUAGUGAAGGAGAAACCAAGUCCGCUGAUGUUUUGUUUUCCCAGGGAGACGCUGGGUCCAAUAUGCCUUGUACCAUUAGUCAAACUACUGCAUUUUCUGCUAUGGGUCGGAAUACAGGGUUGGAAGGUAUGACCAGUGGCCGUGGGGCAGCACCUGGAAACCCGAUAUGGGGUGGACCAGUUCAGGGAUAUGCAAAUGUUGGUUUUAACAGCAGCAUGGGAGCUGCAUGGGGAAAUUCACAUAUGAAUCGAGGCGCCCCUUUCACUGGGAAUGCAGUGUGGGAUAGCCAGCGGAGGUAUGCAGGGGAAAGGUCUGGUGGUCCAAGAGAGUGGGCUCUUCAAGGAGGAGAGUCGGGAUUUGGUAGGGGCAGGUCAUCUUGGAACAGACAGCAGCCAUAUGGUGGUGGAGGAUACUCUAGGCCUCCUCCC
Molecule: messenger RNA, 4938 nt
Organism: Nicotiana tabacum (common tobacco)
Lineage: Eukaryota; Viridiplantae; Streptophyta; Magnoliopsida; Solanales; Solanaceae
Product: zinc finger CCCH domain-containing protein 44
Molecular function (GO): DNA binding; protein binding; metal ion binding
Source: RefSeq, a predicted model, not a curated record